Messenger RNA from Rotaria sp. Silwood1, 216 nucleotides. Lineage: Eukaryota; Metazoa; Rotifera; Eurotatoria; Philodinida; Philodinidae. The record is from the annotation of a GenBank genome assembly.
AUGGAGACCUGUAGUAGUAGUUGGUGUUUUUGUUGUUGUGAUGGUGGUGGUCUUGGUAGUAGUAGUUGUUGUGAUAGUAGUAGUUGUGGUGGUAGUAGUUGUUGUGGUGGUAGUAGUUGUUGUGGUGGUAGUAGUUGUGGUGGUAGUAGUUGUUGUGGUGGUAGUAGUUGUUGUGGUGGUUGUGGUUGUAGUUGUAGUUGUAGUUGUAGUUGUUGA